Messenger RNA from Exaiptasia diaphana, 1989 nucleotides. Its product is annotated as ubiquitin carboxyl-terminal hydrolase BAP1. Gene Ontology annotation, molecular function: cysteine-type deubiquitinase activity. Gene Ontology annotation, cellular component: cytoplasm. The transcript is spliced from 15 exons. The coding region runs from base 1 to 1803 and encodes 600 amino acids. NCBI's taxonomy places the organism in Eukaryota, Metazoa, Cnidaria, Anthozoa, Actiniaria, Aiptasiidae. The record is from RefSeq and is a predicted model, not a curated record. Gene Ontology annotation, biological process: ubiquitin-dependent protein catabolic process; protein deubiquitination.
AUGAAUCGAUGGAGUGAAUGGAGGGAGUUAGAAAGCGAUCCAGGAAUUUUCACGCUUUUAAUCGARGAAUUCGGUGUUAAAGGUGCACAAGUUGAAGAGAUUUAUGACUUGUCUAAGCCUAUUAAAGGCACUGUGUAUGGAUUUAUUUUCCUGUUCAAGUGGAUUGAAGAAAGAAGAUCCAGACGUAAAAUCUUACCUUUAGAUGAAACAUUUGUUGAAAAUGAGGAAAUCGUAAAUGAUAUCUUCUUUGCUCAACAGGUCAUCCCCAAUUCUUGUGCCACUCACGCUCUAUUGAGUGUUCUUCUGAACUGCCCACAUGUCGAUCUUGGUGAAAGUGUCAGCAAACUGAAAGAUUUUUCAAAGAAUUUUAACCCAGAGAAUAAAGGUCAUGUCAUUGGAAAUCUACCUGAACUGGCCAUUUCUCACAAUAAAUUUGCAAGACCAGAAGCRAAGCAGCUUCCUGAGAAGACAAACUCAGUUUCAUCAGURAGRGCAAUGGAGGCUUUCCAUUUUGUCAGUUAUGUCCCCAUAAAAGGAAGAUUGUUUGAAUUAGAUGGAUUGAAGCCUUUUCCCAUUGAUCAUGGGCCCUGGGGUGAACAUGAAGAUUGGACAGAAAAGUUUCGCAGAGUAAUAACUGAAAGACUUGGCAUUGCAACUGGAGGGGAACCUUUCCAUGAUAUUCGAUAUAAUCUCAUGGCUGUUGUCAGUGAUAGGAUACUUGGUUUUGAGGAAAGACUGGGAAAUCUCAAUGAAGACAGGGAAAGAAUUCUUGGUAAAGCCAAAGAGCUUGUUGAAGCCAAUAAGUCAAAAACAGACAGCCCUUCAGAUGACAGUAAACUCAAUGGAACAUCUAACGACACUACACAAGAUAUAAGCCAGCAACCUCAGAAUAGUUUACAUAAAGAAGAUCCAUCAGCACUGAUGCCACCACCGCCGCCACCAGGAGAACAAAUGACUARCGAUCCACCUAUUUCCACGCAUCCUUCCACUAAUACUUCUACAUCUACAAACUAUUCAUCAAUUUUUACAGCAUCUACUACUUCAUCACAUCCCAUAACAGCUACCAUAGCAACAUCAAAUUCCCCAGUAAUGACCAUGGUAACACCAACAACAAUAUCCGUGGCAACACCAUCUGUAUCCAUAGCAACAUCAUCAUCAGUUUCCAUAUCAACAUCCAGUACAGUGCCAAGUCAAGAUACGUCAAGAGGUGGAAAGGGAGCUCAAGCAACAGGAAUAUCUAGUAACAAUAUUUCAGAUGUUAAAAUGAAAAGCGAAAGACCUGACUCUCCUGUCCAAGUUACUAAUUCUGAUCAUGAAGCAAGUGGGGAAACAACAGAAACUUGCCCUUCUGAAGAUCAACAAGACUAUGAAGAAACAUUCUCCGACUUUGAGGAUUUUUAUGGAAGUUCAAAAGAAAAAUCUUCCAAAUCAAAAGAAAAAGAAGAGUCAAAACCAGAGAAAAGUCCAACAGAACUUAUGCUAGAAGAAUUGAAAGAUCUAUCAAACACCUCACACGAAGCAAAGGCAUUGGCAGUACAACUUCAUGAAGUUGAAAGAGAAAUUACAAAUUGUGAAACUGGGAAGAGAGAAGAGACUGAUAAACGGAAAAAGUAUUAUGUAGAUCAUUGUCGUCGUACUCAUAACUACGACCCAUUUGUAUGCACCUUUCUCACUAUGUUAGCAGAACAAGGACAGCUGGCUCAGUUAGUUGAACAACAAGCUUCCCUUAAACGUCGAAUAGCUCAAAGUGUUGCACAGAAGAAACACGUAAAGCGAGCAUACAAGAGACGAAAUAAUAAAUAAAACCAAGGUGACUGACAUACAUGUCAAUCAAAAACUCCUCUCUACCCUUAAAGAAAAACACUACCAAAGUAUGGUUUAGUCUUUCCAUAACCACGGCAACUUUGACUGCAAUACGAGACAACUGAAAGAUAUAUGUAAAUAGUAGAUGUAAUAUAAUAUAAUAAAAUGUUACUGUUUUACAUGGUA